This is a messenger RNA of Rasamsonia emersonii CBS 393.64, 708 nucleotides long. RefSeq lists its product as uncharacterized. NCBI's taxonomy places the organism in Eukaryota, Fungi, Ascomycota, Eurotiomycetes, Eurotiales, Trichocomaceae. The record is from RefSeq and is a predicted model, not a curated record. Gene Ontology annotation, cellular component: mitochondrion. The transcript is spliced from 2 exons. Bases 1 to 708 code for a protein of 235 amino acids.
AUGAACGAGCUACAAUGGGCCAAGUCGUAUGCACGACCCCGGAUGAACUAUUAUCGAUCCAUGGAGCAUCCCGAGACACCAGAUGAUUACAUAUCUCUUCUGAGCCGCUAUCUCAAGCUUGCUCCAUAUCUUGUUACGAACUCUCCGAGCGUCAACGGCUAUAUCUCCGGUUUUCUUACAACGCAAAUUUCCACAGAUGCUGGAGCCUUAGGCGGCUCUAGCCAAAGUACGGCUACUACAGGAGACGGGAAACAGGGCAUGGAUCCUCUGGCGUAUUAUCAACAGUUGGUUCGAGAAAGAGACCCUGUGCGAUGGGCGACAAUCAAGGCCAAGUAUCGCUCAGUUAGGACGAAGCCAAUAUCCCUGGCUCCCAGCUGUUGGGACAGGGAGGAUCUGUUCUCGUUUCGGAAUUCUCUGCUUUCUGUCAUUGCACAUUGGCAAGACAUUGCGCCGGAUGCAGGGCCAUGUCCUGUAACGUUCACCACCAAAGAACUGGAAUCACACCAGAAUGAAAUGGAGCUGAUUGAAGGAAUUUCGUCUAUUAUGCAUCAGCUGCAUGAUGAGGGCCUGAUUCCGCUUGGUGGCAUGGUACGACCAGAGGAUUAUCAACGUAUCAGGGAGAUCAGCAAUCAAUUCAAGCAAGACUUUAUCAAUCUAGGAGAGGAUGAUCGACAAAGAGCAUUGCAUGCAAAUGUGUGGCCUUACUGA